Molecule: messenger RNA, 950 nt
Organism: Cicer arietinum (chickpea)
Lineage: Eukaryota; Viridiplantae; Streptophyta; Magnoliopsida; Fabales; Fabaceae
Product: HMG-Y-related protein B-like
Biological process (GO): negative regulation of DNA recombination; chromosome condensation; regulation of DNA-templated transcription
Cellular component (GO): nucleolus; nucleus; nucleosome
Molecular function (GO): double-stranded DNA binding; nucleosomal DNA binding
Source: RefSeq, a predicted model, not a curated record
UAUUUUUAUUAUUUAUAAUAAUAUUCACCCUUCAAAUCAGAUCCUCAAAUUCUUGCAGGUUCUUCUCAAACAACACAUCACUACUUUGAAAGCUCUACUUGUACACAAAAUUAUUGCUCUGAAAAUUCGAGGCUGUAAAGCUUCAAGCUCUUUUAUCCACUUUAAUGGCUACUGGUGAGGUUAUUAAUAAACCUCUUUCAAUUCCUUCAUACCCUGAGAUGAUUUUGAGGGCAAUAGAAGCAUUAAACGAAGAAAAUGGUUCAAACAAAUCCUCAAUAUCAAAGUACAUAGAAUCCACAUAUGGUGGGUUGCCUCAUGGACACAGGGCACUACUCAACUUGCACCUUGCAAGAAUGAGGGACAGUGGUGAAUUAGUAUUUUGGAAAAACAACUACACCAAGCGUGACCUCAAUGCUCCACCGAGACGGGGCCGUGGAAGGCCACCCAAGUCCAAGGAACCUUUUCAGUCGGGCACCAUCUACUCGCCGCCUAAGCCCAAAGGUCGUCCACCAAAUGUCACAUCAGGGCCAAUGAAAGUUAAGGCCUCAGUGGGGAGUGGACGACCUAGAGGUCGGCCUAGAAAGAUGUCUCAGCCGACUGGAGGAUUUGGUGGAGCAUUGCCUGUGGCUACGGGGACAGGUGGUAGUGGGAGGCUUAGAGGUAGGCCUCCCAAGACAAAGCCCCCAUCAUUUUCAGAUACUGUUGCUUAAUGAUUGACCCUUGUGUUGGAUUUUUAGGGCUUGCAUGGAAAUGAGUAACUGUUGUGUUGGGCUAGACAACGUUUUAUGUUAGGUUAAUUGUUGUGUACAAUGGUGUAGUGCUUAGUUGUGAACUAUGUUGGUUUGUAAAUUGUAUUUGUGAAAAUGAGAUAAUUGGUAGACUUGAUGAACUUAAUCUUUAAUAUUCCUGAUUUGAUGAAUCCGUGUGAUAUUACUGGAUUUGCUACUCAA